Molecule: messenger RNA, 1365 nt
Organism: Prunus armeniaca (apricot)
Lineage: Eukaryota; Viridiplantae; Streptophyta; Magnoliopsida; Rosales; Rosaceae
Source: the annotation of a GenBank genome assembly
AUGUUAUUGCGUCGUGAUGAAUUGCAAAAACAAGUGGCUGAAGGCAGUCUUAGUGUAUCUGGCAGUAAUGAUGUGUUGACCUUGGCUUUGGGUCCCGAGCAUCCAGGGAGAGUAAGAGGGGUAGGUGCUGGGAUUUCCCCUAGGCAAUUCUUCAAUUUACCUAGACAACAGAGGGUAAAGUUUGCCGAUCAAUUGAAGGAAAGUGUAAGAAUUGUCCUUCAAGAAGAGACUAAGAAGAUGGAAGCUAGAUCAAGGGAAGAGACUUUAAGGAUGGAGGCUAGAACCAAGCAAUUGGUAGAGGCUGAGAGGGAACAUUUACUAAGUCAGCUUUCCCAACUCAUCCCCAAUUUUGAUCCAAGCAUGCUUAAACCGAAAACUAGCCCCUGUCAAAACCAAGGUGUAGAGCAAAGUCCCAAAAAUCCAAUGUCUGACAAAGCAAGCUGUUCUGGGGCUGAUGUGAGAUCCCUACAUUUAGAGGAUGAUACUGCCAAAAAUGGGGAACAGCAGGAAGAAACGAAGGAAGAAAAAAAGGAAGAGAAAAAUGAUGAAGAGAAGAAAGAAGAAAAACAAGAUGAAGAAAAGCAUGACGAAGAGGGUAAUGAAGUAGUUGAUUAUUCAAAUGUGGAGGUGCCAUCUUCCUUACAAUCCCUUUGUCGUUAUGUGGAAACGACACUAAAGCCUCAGGAGAAGAUCAUGACCUUCACAAUUGAGAAGGAGGUGUUUGGUGCAGAUCGCAGUACCUUCGUCUUGCAUGAAGAUAUUACACAGUUUGCAGGCAUGGAAGAAAUUGGGGCUACUGUGGUUGCAGUAUAUAUGAGGUGCUUAUAUGAUCGUUUGAGAGAAGCAAAUAUGUGCAGCAUGGUUGGCUUUAUCGACCCUGCUCAAGUUAGUGCCAACGCUGGGUCACUAACUGACAGAUCACGAAUUGUAGCCAGUCGACUUCAGAAAACAGAUGGUGAACAGAUUUUCAUGAUGCCUUACAAUCCAGGCCGUCAUUGGGUCUUGCUGAUUGUGAGAGCAAAGAGGGAAACCGUCUAUUUUCUGGAUCCUCUGCCUGGAAAUCGUGUGGUUGAUGAGGAGGGCAAAAACAUCGUGAACAGUGCUUUAAAAAUUUAUAAUUCCCACAUAGGCAGACCAGGCCGUAAAGCACCAAUUUGGAAAACUCUGCCAGGCACACCAAAGCAACCCAGCAGUGUCGAAUGCGGGUAUUAUGUGAUGCGCUUCAUGAGGGACAUCAUCAUGGAUCCUUCCUUGGAGUUUGAGAAGAAGUUUGCCAAGGGAAAAGAGCAAGCGCCAUACCCCCAAGAAGCCAUUGAUGAAGUCCGGAAUGAAUGGGCAGAUCUUGUUUGCCUUCAUAUGGAAUAG